AUGAAUGUGGUGAAAUUCAUAAUCAUUGGUAUCGGCCUUCCUUUGACCCUUGUGGCCAUCUAUGCUCUUUAUUCUAUGGUGAGAAGUGAUCAUGUUGCUCCCAUCUACGUCAUCAACCUUCUCAUUACCGACCUGAUUCAGCUCUGCUGCAUGAUCGUUGAGGUGGUACCAAAUGUGGAUAAGAAGAUAUGUGACAUCUUCACUAAUAUUUAUCAAUUUGGUCGGUUUGGCAGUGUUAACUUCAUGGUCUGCGUCGCCCUGGAAAGGUAUUUGGUCAUCGCCCACCCACUGUGGUACCGCUUCAGACGAACCAUCAAGAGCUCUGUGGCGAUCUGUGUCCUGGUCUGGGUCCUUUCUCUUCUUUGUGUCGUCCUUUACUAUGUCUUUGCUGGUAAUGGGGUUGCAAACAAAAUCUCGGCCGUCUUCCUCCUCCUUCCCUUCCCACUGUUAAUCUUCUUCCUGGUUGGGACCCUCAAAGCCCUGUCUGCUUCCAUCUCGGUCCCCUCUGAUGAAAAACGAAGAAUUGUGGGAGUUUUGGUUCUGGUGCUGCUUAUUUACACGCUGCUGUUCCUGCCCAGAAUCAUUCGGUACCUGGAAGUAGACUCUAAUACGACCCUUAACUACCUGUCCCACAUGUUUGUUAGGUUGAAUCCUCUUGCAGACUUGUUCCUGUAUGUCUUCAUGAGGAAAGGGACCAUAGACAAGCUUUUGGCCUCUGGGUGUUGCUGCAGAAUGGACAGCAAUGAUAUCAGCAGUCCAUCAGUAUGAAUGAUGACAACAUUUCCACAGUCAGCUUCAUGUAGGCAG
Messenger RNA from Micropterus salmoides (largemouth bass), 807 nucleotides. RefSeq names its product G-protein coupled receptor 4-like. Gene Ontology annotation, biological process: positive regulation of Rho protein signal transduction; phospholipase C-activating G protein-coupled receptor signaling pathway. The transcript is spliced from 3 exons. Gene Ontology annotation, cellular component: membrane. Gene Ontology annotation, molecular function: G protein-coupled receptor activity. The record is from RefSeq and is a predicted model, not a curated record. NCBI's taxonomy places the organism in Eukaryota, Metazoa, Chordata, Actinopteri, Centrarchiformes, Centrarchidae. Bases 1 to 768 code for a protein of 255 amino acids.